GUGGUAAGCCACGUGCUGCUGGCAGUAAACAAAUAAUGGUUAAGUUAUUCUAGUUUUAUUGAUUUAAAAACUUUUAAUUUCAUCGCCAAAUAUGUCACCACCACAACUCAAAGAAUUUUAUACACCGCAGACAACACACAAGGCUUUUUUUACAGGCGGAAAUGUUCAAUUAACUUCCCCCGGAGAUAAAUUGUUGUGCCAAUGCACCACAACUGUCAAGAUAGUAGAUGUCCAAAGUGGAAUUGUGUCUGGAUUUAUUGGCGAGGAAGAAUCUCUUGAUGAAGAUUCGGUAGAUGAUCUUGUUAUAACGUUUGGCUUAAGCAAAGAUGACAAGCAAGUUGUAACAGCUCACAAAAGUGGACUUCUUAAGCUGUGGGAUUUGAGCGAAAAUAAAUUAUUAAAACAAUGGAAAAGUAUACAUAAAGGUCAUGUGGCGGUUAUUGAGUUUAGCACAGAUAGUGAUGUCCUGGCGACUGGUGGUUCUGAUUCCAGUCUCAAACUUUGGAACCUUAAGCACCAUUCUUGUACUCACAACCUGAAAGGAGUUCAAGGGGUUUUUAGUAUUGUGAAAUUUUUUAUGAAAAGUGAUGUCCCCUACAUAUUUGGAGCAGGAGACGAUUACUGUAUAAAAGGAUGGAAUAUAGUUACUAGUCAGAUAAAAAAAUCUCUUUCUGGCCACUACAGUAAAAUUACUGGCUUAGAGAUUAGCCAUUGCAGUUCUUAUAUCGUUAGUGGCAGCAGAGAUAAGGUUCUAAUUCUGUGGGAAUUCUCAUCAGGAAAACAGUUAAAAGUAAUACCACUUUAUGAAAGUAUAGAAGCACUUGUUUUACUACCGAAAAAGAUAACAAUUCCUGGGGCAGAUGUGCAAUUUAAAAAUAGUGUGUUUGUUGCAGUAGCAGGGGAAAAAGGUUCAGUCAAAAUAUGGGAUGUAAAAGAAGCAAGACAAUUGUUCACCCAAAAAAACUCCCUGAUAUCUCCUGCAAAGGAACAAGGAGGUCUAGCAGUCACCCAAUUGCUGUAUAAUAAAGCAACAAAUACAUUUGCAGUGGUAUCAGCCGAUCACAACAUUAUUUUCCAUCUCUUCGAUGAUUUCAGUUGCAGACAGCAACUUAUUGGAUUCAGUGAUGAAAUAUUGGAUUUAGUAAUUCUAGGAAUAGAGGAAACACAUUUAGCAGUGGCUACAAACAGCAAUGAUAUAAAAUUGUAUAAUUUAUCAAACAUGAAUUGCCAAUUGCUUGUUGGUCACACAGAUUUGGUUGUUGCCCUUGCCUCAACGCCAGCCAAUCCUGACCUAUUUGCUUCAUCGUCAAAAGAUAAUUCAAUGAGGCUCUGGUGUCUUAAAGAUGGAAAUGCAUAUUGCGUCGCUUCAGGCAUGAUUCAUAGCAGUUCAGUUGGUGCUGUCGCAUUCAGCCAAUUGAAGCAAAAAUUUGUCCUUUCUGGUUCCCAAGAUACUACUCUAAAAUUAUGGAAGUUGCCAAAAGAAUUAAGUCAUGACGAAACGGUGACACUUACUGUUAAGAUGGCAAAAGUUGUUCAUGAAAAAGAAAUCAAUGAAAUCAGUGUGGCUCCAAAUGAUAAAAUUAUUGCUACUGCUUCUAUGGAUAAAACUGCUAAGUUGUGGAGUGCUGAAGAUUUGACAUUGCUUGGGACACUGAGAGGGCAUAAAAGAGGAGUAUGGUCUGUUAAUUUUUCAUCGAUGGAUCAAGUAGUUUUAACAACUUCAGCAGAUGCCAUGAUAAAAAUUUGGGCCAUCAGUGAUUUGUCUUGUUUGAAGACCCUUGAAGGUCAUGAUGCCUCAGUUAUGAAAGGGCUUUUUGUAUCAAGAGGUAUGCAAGUAUUGAGUAUAGGUGGUGAUGGACUUUUAAAAUUAUGGAAUCUAAAAACAAGCGAGUGUAUCAAUUCAUUUGAUCACCAUUAUGGGAAAAUUUGGGCUAUUGCCAUUUCAAAAAGCGAAGACAAACUUAUUACGGGAGGUUCUGACUCACAACUCAUUAUUUGGAAAGAUGUGACUGAAGAGAAAAAACUUGAAGAGGUGAGAAAGCUUCAAGAAAAAGCACUCAUGGAACAGCAGUUAGCAAAUUUAAUGCAAGCUGAUGAUCUUUUAAACGCGUUAAAGUUAGCUCUAACUUUGGACCGACCAGCUACAGUUCUCAAAAUUAUUCAGGAUGUAAUUAAAAGAGGUGAAACGGGAUUGCCGGAAACAAUUCUCCAGUUAGACAAUUAUGAAAAGAAACAAUUGAUGACCUGUGUUGCGCAUUGGAAUACAAAUAGUAAAUUUUGCUAUCCAGCACAGGUAAUAGUAUCCAUAAUGUUGGAUGACAUUGUCCAUGGAAAUCUAGAGAUUGAAAGACGUAUCCUUGAAACUAUUAUUGCCUAUACUGAGAAGCAUUUUAAACGGUUGUCUGAAGAAUUUCAGGCACUUCACAUACUUGAUUACACUAAGUUAAUAAUGAAACCAACUUCAAAAAAUCACAUUGUGUAGCAUUAUUUUAACCUGUAAUUAUUAAAUAAAAUGUAUAUAUUUUUGUAUUUA
Messenger RNA from Cimex lectularius (bed bug), 2533 nucleotides. Its product is annotated as transducin beta-like protein 3. Bases 92 to 2482 code for a protein of 796 amino acids. Lineage: Eukaryota; Metazoa; Arthropoda; Insecta; Hemiptera; Cimicidae. Gene Ontology annotation, cellular component: small-subunit processome; 90S preribosome; nucleolus. Gene Ontology annotation, molecular function: U3 snoRNA binding; protein binding. The record is from RefSeq and is a predicted model, not a curated record. Gene Ontology annotation, biological process: endonucleolytic cleavage to generate mature 5'-end of SSU-rRNA from (SSU-rRNA, 5.8S rRNA, LSU-rRNA); endonucleolytic cleavage in 5'-ETS of tricistronic rRNA transcript (SSU-rRNA, 5.8S rRNA, LSU-rRNA). The transcript has 15 exons.